Messenger RNA from Selaginella moellendorffii, 1698 nucleotides. RefSeq names its product 2-oxoglutarate-Fe(II) type oxidoreductase hxnY. The record is from RefSeq and is a predicted model, not a curated record. The transcript has 12 exons. The coding region runs from base 28 to 1026 and encodes 332 amino acids. NCBI's taxonomy places the organism in Eukaryota, Viridiplantae, Streptophyta, Lycopodiopsida, Selaginellales, Selaginellaceae.
UUAGGGCUCUUGUUAAUUUGGACAGGUAUGGGGUGGGAGCGGCAGCUGCUUGAAUGCAUAGAUAUCUCUUCGCCGGAUGUGAAGAGCCUGGCUCUGCAGCUCAGAAAGGCAUGCUUGGAAACUGGGUUCUUCUACGUUAUCAACCACGGGAUCGGCGAAGCCUUCAUGGAGGAGGUGUUUAAUCAGACCCGGAAGUUCUUCGAGCUUCCCUUGGAAGAGAAAACGAAGGUGCUACAGGACAAGAGAAAUCGGGGCUAUACCCCCUACAGCGAGGAGAAACUCGAUCCUGUCAAGCAAAUUGCUGGGGAUUCGAAGGAAGGCUAUUAUAUCGGCCGUGAAAUCCCGGAAACUGAUCCUAGAGCAAACGAGCCUUACCAAGGACCAAAUCAGUGGCCUUCACCAGAGUUACUACCAGGAUGGAGGCAAACAAUGGAGAAGUACUUUCAAGAGGUCGAGAAUUUAUCUAGGCGGCUCAUAAAACUCAUUGCGAUCUCUCUGGAUUUGGAUAAGACUUUCUUUGAUAAACCAGGGAUGUUUGAUCAUCCAAUGGCACUGUUGCGGUUGCUUCACUAUCCAGCUGGAGUUACGAAUCCAGAGAAGGGAGAGUUUGGUGCUGGCGCUCAUAGUGACUAUGGGAUGCUUACGCUUCUUGCGACUGAUAGUGUUCCUGGUCUUCAGAUUUGCAAAGAGAAAGAUGCCAAAAAGCAAGUGUGGGAGGACGUACAACCGAUCAAAGGAGCUUUCAUAGUAAACCUGGGAGAUAUGCUCGAACGAUGGACGAACAAUCUAUACAGGUCAACUCUGCACCGCGUUCUGAACCAUGGAGAAGAGCGCUACUCGAUACCUUUCUUCAUGGAGCCAAAUUUUGACUGCAUUGUGGAGUGCCUGCCAACCUGCUGCAGCCCGUCCAAUCCGCCAAAAUAUCCUCCCAUCAAGAGCGGUGAUCACCUCACAUACCGUUACCAGAUUACUCACAAAGGCUUGGAUGCAAACGCUAAGGAAAGUGUUCCCCAACCUGUCCACUAGGACGAUGGCAAUGUAAUGUGUAUGGUGCCUUCAUCUUCGUGAGUUGUCCAAAAAAAAAUCGUGCUGAGCUUGGCUCGUAUAUGGUAGGCGUCAGAGCGUUGCCGCGCCUCGAGCAUCUCUGAGUUCUUUGUCCUCAUAAAUACUUCAUGCAGCAGGUCAUAAACGCCAGCGGUGAACGGACAGAGCAUGUAGUUGAAAACCUCCGAGAUCUCUGACAGUCGGUUCAUUCGCUCGUAGGCUCUGAUCAUAGUCUCGUACACACCAGGCGUUCUGUUGAUUCCUUUGUCGAGGAUUGCGGUGAAGAAAUUGAUUCACGACUCGUAAUAGCCAGCUUUGAAACACACCUCCAACAACAGCACGUAGACGCUGCCUCUGAUCCAACAAGAUCUGUCCAUCUCCUUGAAGACUGAAAUGGUAUCAUCCCAACGUUCAGCCUCCGCGAAGGCUUUGAUCAACGUGAUAAAGAACUGCUCGCCGAGCUUAACAGUUUCGUGGUCCACAGUUUUCAGCAGCUCCAAGGCUUCGUCGUAAUGGCAGGCCCUGCAGUAAAGGCCCAGCAUGAUCACAUAUGUUGCUUCAUUAGGCCGGCUCCAGCUGCUCAGCUUUCACGUAGGAUUGCGACAGGCAAUUGUAGAGGAAAACAUCCGGCUCAAUAUCACGAUCCUUCAUGAC